UUGCUAUUUCUAGGUGAAGUAUUCGUUCUCGAUGAUGGAGGAGAAGUCGAUCUUGACUUGGGUAAUUAUGAACGGUUUUUGAAUAUCAGAUUAACUAGAGACAACAACAUCACUACGGGAAAAAUGUUCCAACACGUUACCGAACGAGAACGACGUGGCGAUUACUGCGGAAAGACUGUGCAGAUGAUUCCACAUUUCACUGAUGCUAUAAUUCAAUGGGUAGAGCGGGUGGCUAGAAUUCCAGUGGAUGGCACGAUGGAGCGGCCGGAUGUUUGCAUUAUUGAGGUUCGUGCUUGUUUGUAA
Strongylus vulgaris is the source of this 303-nucleotide messenger RNA. NCBI's taxonomy places the organism in Eukaryota, Metazoa, Nematoda, Chromadorea, Rhabditida, Strongylidae. The record is from the annotation of a GenBank genome assembly.